Molecule: messenger RNA, 2477 nt
Organism: Brassicogethes aeneus
Lineage: Eukaryota; Metazoa; Arthropoda; Insecta; Coleoptera; Nitidulidae
Source: the annotation of a GenBank genome assembly
GAUUUUCAAUAAUCUAAAUUAAAAAAGAAACGUCAAAAAAUCAAUUCUUCUUCUUCUUCUCAACUAAAAUUUUAGAUCAAGUAGUUUUAAAACUAAAAUAUAAUAACGUGGCGCCAUCUAUCGUAAGAAUCUUAAACUAAACACCAUAGAAAAAGCUGGCAACGUUGUCAAUAGCCUAGUGACGUAAUUAGGAGACUUUUUUUUGUAAAUAUCUCGAAAACGGUAAACUUAAUUAAAAUUCCGAUUUCACAAAGAUGUUUAAAAUUACAAAACGCCUUGAAUAAAACCAUAAAAAGUAUAGGUCAGAAAAAAUUUAACUACCCCAUUUGGCAAUAAAUCGCCCAACCUGGCAACAGUGCUUGUCAACAUAACCAAUAAAAUCUUAAUCUAAAACUCCCUUUUAUCCUUUUUCUAUGUUUUCUAUGUUCAGCAGAGACCUUGUCUCUGAUGUUCAGUGUUUUCUUUUAUAAUCUAUGGUUUUCUAUGCUAGGGCCUAUAGGCCUCUAGAUCAGUGUAUCAAAAUUGUUUUGAAUUCUUUUUUUUCCUAUGCUCUAGGCAAAACUUUGUCUCUGGUCUUAGGCUAUGGUCUCAGACUGAGUUCCUUAUUUUUCGUCAAGCUUGCCAAACUAUUUUAGAGUUAGGUAGGUAUAUGACUAUUCUGUGAUCAUUAAAUAUAAUUAGUAAAUAUAAAAUGGAGCAAAUAGUCGUUAAAAAAGAACCUAAAGAAGUUGUCGACAAUUUCAAAGGUGAUAUUUUGAUUAAUUAUGAUGAACGAAGUACCUCUGCUGAUCAAGAAAUGCCUUCAACCUCGUGGAUAGCAAUAAAACAAGAAUUUAAAGAAGAAUUGUCUGCUAAUGACAACAUGGACUACAAUGAUUUUGAAGGUGAUAUUUUGAUGAAACCAAGUACCUCUGCUGACCCAGAAAUGCCUUCAUUCUCUUGGAUAGCAAUAAAACAAGAAAUUAAAGAAGAAUUGUGGCUGAAAGAAGAAACGUUCACAGAGAAAGAAGCAUUGCUCAACAAAGGAUCUAAAAUCAACGAAAGUGAUCAUUCUGAUAAUAAAGAUGAAAUUAAACAUUUCUCUUGCAAUAUUAAGGAAGAAGGAAGGGACAGUGACUUUCCUGAAAACGAUUACACAAAAUCCUCACACAAUGAAGAAAAAGAGGAGGAUGAAGCCAUGUUUGAGACGAAACUGGAGGUGAAAUAUCAUGGGGUUGAAUUUUUAGAUAAAUCAGGGACCGGCAGUAAAGUAAAUAAGGAAAUUAUGGCAAAAAUGGUCCUCCCAAAAGCCGGAAAAGAAAUUGAAACAGAUCCAGAAUCCAGAAGUGCUAUUGUUGAAGAUGUUUUUUAUUGUGUCUACAAGUGCAAACACUGCUCAGUUAAAUUUUUAAAGAAAGAAUUAUUAGAAAGUCAUGGUGAACAGUGUUUAAGACCUAGAGUGAAUGUUGGUAAAGAAAAGCCAUUUAAAUGUGACCUCUGCCCUAAGAAGUAUGAGACAAAGAGGAGUUUACUUCAUCAUAAAAAGUAUUUUCAUAGAAAAGAUGAGCUUGAAAAAUUUAAAUGCGACCAAUGUGAUUAUGAAACUGUAACCAAAAGUAGUUUUAAAUCUCAUUUAAAAGUUCACGACAAUAAAAUAAAUAUAUCAGGUAAGACCCAUCAGUGCACUAAAUGUACAUAUUCAACUGCUUUUAAAAUAAAUUAUGAUGAUCACCUAAAAUUAUGUUUAAAAUUAAAGAAUGUAAAGUGGUACGAUUGUCAAAUUUGUCACUAUAGAACUAUUAAAAAAAGUAGUUUAAAUGUUCAUAAGAAAAUUCAUAGUAAAAUAAAGGAAUUGAAAUGUUUGUUUUGCCAGUAUAAAUGUAAUCAAAAACAACAUUUAGACAACCAUAUUUUAACCCAUCACUCGGACUUGUUAAACGAAUCCAACAGAAAUAUCAUAACAUCUAAAAUACACCAAUGCAAACAUUGUAAUUUUGGAACUACAAUAUCAAGUCACCUAAAACGCCAUUUAAAAAAUCAUCAUUAAAUAUAAGGAGCUUCAACUCCGAAUGAGAAAGGAUAGAAAACGUGUCGCGUCGUGUACAAUGCGCACAAAUAAUUAUUAAUCAACCGCGCAUAGACCGUCAACUCACGUGACAGACUGCACGUGCACGCAUUGGUUGGAAGAUUUCCAACAGAAAUAAAGAAGGUUGGACAAGCUUUAUUUUAAUUUUAAAAGUAUUUGAGAAAAACACUACAUAUGAAAUGUUUGUGCUGUGUUUGAAAUUCCAUAAGUAAGUUUAUAACAAAACAUUACAGUGUAAUAAUUACACCAAAGAACUUGAAUUUGUCUGAUUUUACAUUGCAAAAUUCAGUCAUUUUAUACGUGAAAAUACAUUACUGAUGACCAAAUUAACAUUAUUACAUGCAUGUUUACAUGUAAACUGCAGUUUACGUUUUCUGCUACGACUGAUUAAUUCAUAAAUUUACUCACUGUU